Zingiber officinale is the source of this 894-nucleotide messenger RNA. Its product is annotated as blue copper protein-like. Bases 58 to 741 code for a protein of 227 amino acids. The record is from RefSeq and is a predicted model, not a curated record. Gene Ontology annotation, cellular component: plasma membrane. Gene Ontology annotation, molecular function: electron transfer activity. The transcript is spliced from 2 exons. NCBI's taxonomy places the organism in Eukaryota, Viridiplantae, Streptophyta, Magnoliopsida, Zingiberales, Zingiberaceae.
GUUCCUUAACUAGUACGAUCAGUCCCCGAUGCCUUCUCUCGCUUCGCAGGAAAAGAGAUGACAGGGAGCAGCAGAUCGAGCAGAGUUGUUCCGUUUAGCAAUCAUGCCGUUUGUUAUCCGGCGCUUUUCCUCUUCGUCUUCCUUGCUAUUUCUGAAAGAAACGACGCGUAUGUUAACUACACGGUGGGAGACUCGCUGGGCUGGUACGACAGGCUGGAGGAGCCUGAUGUGAACUACCAGAAGUGGGUCGCAGGGAAGAACUUCAGCCUCGGAGAUUUCCUCAUUUUCAACACGGACAAGAACCACUCGGUCGUGCAGACUUACAACGUGACCACCUACAAGCGCUGCGACUACAACGACGCCGAGGCCGACGACACGGCGGAGUGGUCGUCACGGCAGCCGACGGCGAAGGUGAGCAUCGCGGUGCCGCUGGUGAAGGAGGGCGUGAACUAUUUCUUCUCAGGCAACUACGACGGCCGGCAGUGCCGCCACGGGCAGCACUUCAAGAUCAACGUCACCCACGGCCGGGGACUGCCCGAGAGCCUCAAGCAUCCGGCGGAAGCCCCCGCUCCGGGCAAGCCGGAUACGAGCGCCGGCGCCGGCGCCGUCCCGUCGGUGCCUUCCAGCUUUGACAACCCGGCGCAGGCGGGGACUGCUGUGGCCGAGUCUGGGGCAGAGGAGACCGUGGCAAGGAUGUGGAUUUACUUAGGCUUGAGCUUCGUGGCGGUGGUGAUUGGCUGAAGGAAGACGAUUAAUUCUUCGUGUUGUUAUUGUUGUUCAUUUGAUUGUAAUCAGUGGCUAGAAUUGGGCAAAGUGCAGUCCUUUAUGUUAAUAAAAUUUUGUUAGUUUUUUUUUUUUUUAAAGAAGCUACAAUACUAAGUUAUAUUCAUGGCA